This is a messenger RNA of Seriola dumerili (greater amberjack), 4994 nucleotides long. It is a transcript of the gene dedd, whose product is annotated as death effector domain-containing protein-like. Gene Ontology annotation, molecular function: DNA binding; protein binding. The coding region runs from base 324 to 1538 and encodes 404 amino acids. The record is from RefSeq and is a predicted model, not a curated record. Gene Ontology annotation, biological process: extrinsic apoptotic signaling pathway via death domain receptors; regulation of apoptotic process; apoptotic process. NCBI's taxonomy places the organism in Eukaryota, Metazoa, Chordata, Actinopteri, Carangiformes, Carangidae. Gene Ontology annotation, cellular component: nucleolus. The transcript is spliced from 5 exons.
UUGUCUGCUUGUUUUUCCCAUGGUGACUGUCUGUGGACUACAACAACUAAACAAACUCUUUUUUCUGACCUGAAGCCGUGCCGCCCAUCAAGACACUGGAGGCACGCGCUGAACGUUGUAGUCGAUUAAAACAAUUAAACGUAUCCUUGUUUUCUGUCCUGCUCCAUUAGACACUGGGGAGGUAACUUAGCGUUAGCGGCCUACCGAACUUUGUUAGUGACGGGCUCGUCAGGAAUAUCCAAAAGGCAGAAGCUCAUCAGUUGGAGCAGAGACAUCAGGAGUUGCAGGGAUUCAAGCAUCCCUUAUCAUCAUCGGGUCCUGAGAUGACAUCACAGCAACCUCAGCUCCCCAAUGCUGUUAUUCCUCCCCAGCUUGCACAGAACUCUUCUGCUCAGCAGGCGCGGCCUCACAUUCAGGCUAAUCAGCUGCACACGAGUCAGAGCAGUGCAACUGCUGGGCCUCUGGAACACAGAGCAUUGACAGGCAGGCCAGGCUGCUCCGGUGUGUCAGCAGCCAGCGGGGAGGUGGCCAACAGGAACGUUUCUGCCUCCUGCACCAACUCCAGCUUAUCCAGAAGAGAUGGGGGUUUUGAACCGUGGCCCGAGGAAGCAGUGGACAACUCACAUGGGCUAUACUCACUCCACCGCAUGUUUGACAUAGUUGGAGCCCAGCUAACACAUCGGGACGUCAGGGUACUGUCAUUCCUAUUUGUUGAUGUGAUUGACGAGUAUGAGCGUGGUGGCAUCAGGAGUGGAAGGGAUUUCCUGCUGGCCCUAGAGCGCCAGGGUCGCUGUGAUGAAACCAACUUCCGGCACGUUCUCCAGCUUCUAAGGAUUAUCACCCGCCACGACCUUUUGCCUUACGUCACACUCAGGAAACGACAGGCCGUGUGCCCAGACCCUGUUGACAAGUACUUGGAAGAGACAUCAGUGCGCUACAUUUCACCAAGAGGAACAGUGCAGAGCAAGGACAAUGCACCUCACAGAAGAACAGGUCCUCAGCCAGUCAUUUGCUGUUCCCCGUCGGGACCUCAUGUUGGCCCUCCCCGAACAAAGCCAGCUCCUCCUGUUCCGAACCGCAAACGGAAGAGAAGUCAUUCCUCAGCUGACUGCAGAGAGAAACAAACAUGUGAUAUCCGCCUCCGGGUUCGUGCUGAAUACUGCCAACAUGAGUCUGCACUUCAGGGCAAUGUAUUCUCCAACAAACAAGAGGCAGUGGAACGACAGUUCGAGCGCUUCAACCAGGCCAACACUAUCCUCAAAUCCCGAGACUUGGGCUCCAUCAUCUGUGACAUCAAGUUCUCAGAGCUCACCUACUUGGAUGCCUUCUGGAGGGACUACAUCAAUGGAUCAUUGCUAGAGGCCCUAAAAGGGGUCUUUAUCACAGAUUCCCUAAAACAGGCUGUGGGCCACGAGGCCAUAAAACUGUUGGUCAACGUUGACGAGGAGGACUACCAGGCUGGGCGACGCAAACUGCUCUGUAAUUUGGUCACAGGUGGCGGGAGCCCACCAGGAGGUAGCAAAGACUCUGUAUCUUAGACACAUUCUCAAGGUGGUAGCAUACGGGAGAAACGUUGCUGUGCCUCCCCCACAGAGUGAGAUGUGGUUGUGUCAUUUGAGGUGCCUGAAGUAUGUGUCUGAGGGAACUAAGGACUUCCAGCCACCCCACCGAUUCCUUGAGAGAGAGAGCUAAGUUCAUAGGAUAUCUACUUGGCACCCCUAAGCGUAGCAUGCAAAGUGAUUGGGAACUAUGUUAGCAAAAAGAAGUAGGUGAUGCAUACAGGUUGGCAUUAUUUUUGAAUCCUAAGCUGUUCAUUUUCUUCAAGGAGGAGAACGCUGAUCUCGUAUGUGCAUUGACUCUAACUAAUUUCUUGUUUCUGGUGUGUUAGCUCAUUGAAACAUUUGUUAACUCUUAUACUCUUCACUCCUGUUCAAAAGUGGAGUUAUUUUCAAUACAGGAAACAUGCUUAACGCUGAUGAGUUACUCCCAGUGGGAGUUGUACCUUAUUGUCAAACUGAUUCAUCUUUUUUCCAGGUUUUUUGGUGUACAUUACAGAUUGAUUGGAUUAACCCAACGAGAGAGUGUUCUGUAUGUUACUGAGUCAUUCACUGAUGUUUUGGAUUUGUAAAUCAGUGCCAGUUUCAUUGUCAGCCUGUACCGUUGGACCUCUGCUCACUUACCCUCUCACUCAUGCUCAGUUGUGAUAUAACUUUAUUUUCAAUUUGAAAUGUCAUUUAAUAACAAAUCAGCAGCAAGUGAAAAUCAUAGCCAAUAUGUGUAAAGUCAUUUCAGAUGUGCAGAUAGUAGGAUACCUGCAGUUUGAGGUGAGCUUUGUACUUUGUCCUGUCUUUGUAGAGUUAAAGAUAUUUCACCCAGUUACAGUUGAACUCACAUUUUAAGUCCUCAGCAGUCUUCUCUGUGGAUAUAUAAUGUCUUCUGGUGGGUCAGGAUGUAAUUGAGUCCACAUGCACAGGUGUUGAAAUCACCUCACCCAGUAGCUCGAGGGCCUGUUGGACAUGUUGGAGAAAUGAAAGGUGUCUUCAGUGGCACCCCUCUCCGUCAGGAGGUGUGGCAUCUCCACAGGCAGCUGCAAACUGAACUGGGGGAUUUUUUUUAUUAAAGAUUUGAAACAACAGAGGACCAACAUAAUAGUAAGAUUUAUUGCAUGUUGAUCCUCAACAAUUUAGUGCGUAGAUCUUGAACAAUGAUAUUCUUCUAGUGGCACACCACUUUUAUAGUGCAGCCUGAAAUGCCAAUUAACCAAAAUGGGAAUUUAUAUUAAUUUCUCUUUGGUGUCCAUGGAAUGAAGUGGAUCAACAGGAGAAAUUAGGUUUGGUGGGUCCCUGCGACAAGUACGUGUUGACAGUAUUACUGAUUUAUAGCUUUCAUUUCAUGCAGUCAUAAAAUACACUCGGUGGUCACUUCAUUAACCUCAUUAGGCACACUUAUUUAGUUCUAGCAAGGAACCCAGAACAGCCCAAAAGCCCAAAACAAGGUGUUGGAGACUAGAGACACUGGUUCAUGUUGACAUGAUAGCCUCACACUAGCUGUAGAUUUUGUGGCUGCUCAAUCAUGCUACAAAUCUCCUAUCCCCCCUGAAAUUACAGGAGCUGUACUCUCAAUUAAACUCUGUCAGUAUUGGACAAUCCUGCAAAAUCCUGAUCCUGCGGACAUUGACAACAUCCUUCAAAUUCUUGCUUUCCACAAUAUCUGAGCAUGGCAAUUACUGUAUGGUUAUGGUUCAAGAAAUAGUUCCUCAAUUGGCGAUGAACAUUUGCUUUCAAUGUAAAUUGUGACACAAUUGUGGACACAUUCAUAGAAAUACUGGGCUGGAGUGGAUGCUGCUAUCAUGGCGGCGCUAUAGUCAUGAAUUUUCAAAUUUCCCAGAUGUGGUUUUAAUGAAAUGUGAUUACUGGUUGUCCAGAACUGGUUAUAACUGAAAGCAAACUUAAAGUACCUUUGUUCGAAAAUGUUUAAUAUCAGUGAUAAAUAUCAAAGAUGAAGUAUUAGCAUAAUGCUAUUUUAUGAUGAGAUUAUUAUGAUUUUGUUACAAAAGUAGAUUAGAGAGUGAAUGUCAUUUUAAUAAGAAUUGCCAUUUGAAAUGCCUCUGAUCCUAAUAUUUGACAUGUUUCUGUUACUCAGUGCAAACAGCCAAAAAAAGACACGCAGGCUCAUAUUCAAUAGCAACAAAUGUGUACUUUGUCAGCAAAAUAUGAUUUUGACACAAUUCUUCACUGUCCAUAACUUUACAUUUCUGACAUCCUUGAUAUCUUACUAGCUUCAUUACAAAUGUGCAUCUGUCUUUUUGCCAAAUCUUUGUAAUCCGACUUUGUCUCUGAUUUUAAAAUGUAAUUGAACUUUUUUGUCCAGUUUUUCAUCAGUUUGUUAACUGGUGGACUGCUUUCAUGUUCCCUAUUAAAAGUUCAGUGUAUGUAUUUACCAAAUAUAUAAAGAAGCCCUAUCUUAUAUUUGCUGUCAUACCAUCCAUGGGUACAUAUGAGAACAUGCAAGUCAUGAUUGACUGGCCACUAUUACUCUGAGUUAUACAGAGUAGGCCUUCAUUUUAUAUUUUUACCCCAGUGGAAUUUCAUAAGGUUGCAAGUUAGUAUCUAUUAUAUAGGUUGGUGUCUGUUAUGUUGAUUGUAUGUUAUGUUAGUUGUUAAAUGCAGCUGUGUUUUAAGCAAAUUUGCAUGUAACCCGUUAUGAUCUCCAGAAGUCUCAUAGAAACUCACAGUGCUAACAUUUUGUAAAUAACUUUAUUCGAUGUCUGAUUUUCUUACUUUAAUUUUGCAUUUCUUUCAGAAAAUCAGUAAGUACGACUGUUAAUAAAUGAAAUGGAUGGGUUUUGUUCAAGUCCCACUCCUGAUUAUUUUUUUUAUGUCACAUUACUCAUAUAAAAACAAAUCUUUUUGGUGGGAAACAGUGUACAUUUAAACAAACAGCUUCCUGACAGAUCUACUUCUUAUUGUGGGUUACACCCCCACAUUUCAGAAAUUUGGCCUGAACCUUAUCCUGCUGUGACACGCAAACCCUGUGUCUGUUCUCAUCUUGGAAAACAUUUCUAACUGUGUGAGAGGUCCUGGGUGCAUCUAAUUUCUCUUCUACAUGUAUCCUCAUUCCCUGUACUUCCUUCCUUCUCCACAGGUCGUCAGAUUCACAACCUGAGGAAGACAUACAAGGAAGGAAAAAUCCAGGCGUCACAUUCUGUCUGACAAACGAGGCAAACCAAGUUUAUUUGUGCCAUGAAUGUUCUUGCAGAGACUUGAAUGUAAUGUAUGUCAGUGUGAACCAUACUCCUUGCUUUCAUCACAUACGCUAAAUGAAAUGACAAAAGAUUUGGUGGUUAGUCCUGUUGACUUGUUUACCAAUAAAAGUGAACUUUGACGUGUUUCUAUUUGCCAUGGGUACUCUGCAGUCAGUUAAUUUAUUGAUGAUUAAACUGAGCUUUGACUAACCACUGCUACAGCAGGUCUGCUGUCAGUCAGUAUGAUCCA